UAAACCUGUCCUUUCGCCUUUGGAAACCUGCUUGUUCCUCGCUUCUGGCCGACAUACAACAACUGGCGACGAGGUUGGGACAAGGACCGUCGGCCGAGAAAAGCAGGUGUUUCCGCAGGGGCGGACAUAGCAUCGACAGCCAUCAUGAGCGAAGAAGCCGGGACGCACUUCGCCGGUCGAAUGGGUUAUCUGGAACCGUUCGACGAGUCUUCCAGCGACUGGGCUUCUUACGACGAAAGGUUAACGUCGUUCCUGAUCGUCAACGGAGUUCCAGAGAGCGACAAAGUUCACGCCUUCCUCAGCAUCAUCGGUCCGAAGACCUACGCGCUACUGAAGUCCCUGACUGCUCCGGAGCUGCCUUCAACGAAGAGCUUCGAGUACCUCAAGAAGGCCCUCGGCGACCACCUGUCACCCAAGCCGUCCAUCAUCGGUGAGCGAGCCAAGUUUCACCGGAGAGCGCAACAUGAAGGCGAGUCUAUUUCCGAGUACGUCGCCGAACUUCGAAAACUGUCGCAAACGUGCGACUAUGGAAGCGUUUUGGACGAGUCACUCCGCGACCGCUUCGUGUGCGGAUUAUUAAGGGAAGACAUACAGCGCGUGCUGUUCACGGAAUACAGCAAGCUAACGUUCCAGAAAGCGGUGGAACGCGCCCAAGCCAUGGAAGCUGCGAAGCAAAGCGCGGCUGAGGCUCGCGUCGGCAACUCAAGCGUCACUGACGUGCACAAGGUGCAAGCAGGGAAUGAGAAGCAGAGGGACAGCUGCUAUCGCUGCGGGUCGUCACGGCACCGCAGUCAAGAGUGCCCUCAUCGGCAGAGUGUAUGCCACAAGUGCGACAAGAAAGGUCACAUCCAAAGGGUUUGCCGAAGCGGGACUGACGUAGGGGGCAAGAAACGUCCGCCAGGAAAAAGGGUAAAAACGCUGGAAGUUGAAGGAAGACUAGCCGUCGUACACGGCGUGUCUUCGCCCAGCCUUACCCCAGUGACGGUGGAGAUGGUGAUCAACGGAUCUGCGGUUGAAAUGGAACUAGACACAGGAGCAGCGGUAACUGUAAUGUCUGCUAAACAGUUUCACCAGUCUUUUCCGUCUGUGAAACUGACGCCAACUGUAGUCAGGCUUCGCACCUACACGGGAGCCCUGGUUCGACUUCAAGGCGUUGCGACAGUCAAUGUGCAACAUGCCCUCCGUAAAAACAAGGAGAGUGCGCCUUUGCAUGUGAAGUUGCAGACGUUUCUGCAGAGCUACCGCAACACGGCUCACGCCACAACGAACGAGUCACCCGCCAAUUUGUUUUUGGGGCGACGUUUGCGCAGUCGCCUAGACGUUGUAAAGCCUUCUGUGGGGGAAAGGGUAGCCCGCAAACAGUUCUUGCAGACUGCAAGCCGGCGUGGGCACGAUCGUGACUUUGCCGUUGGUGAUCAUGUGCUCAUCCGUAACUACUGUGGCAAACCCAAGUGGGUGCCUGGAGUGAUUCUUGCGCAGCAUGGCCCUGUUUCCUACCAAGUACGCGCCACCACCUCCAGAGGCAGCUUCACCUGGCGUCGGCACAAGGACCAGCUGCUAAGAACUCCAAGCCUUGUCGACGAGGACGCUGACCAGGAAGGCACAGAGUUCUUGUUGGUUCAACCGAGCGACAACGCACCCCAACCAUCGUCCUCGUCACCUACUGGCAGAACUGUCCCAGCCGAAGCAGCACAAGCGCCUGCUGCCCGACGGUAUCCGACAAGAACCCGGAAACCUUCCGAAAGAUUUCAAGCCGGAUCUUAA
This is a messenger RNA of Ixodes scapularis (black-legged tick), 1764 nucleotides long. RefSeq lists its product as uncharacterized. Bases 145 to 1764 code for a protein of 539 amino acids. The transcript has 2 exons. Gene Ontology annotation, molecular function: nucleic acid binding; zinc ion binding. Lineage: Eukaryota; Metazoa; Arthropoda; Arachnida; Ixodida; Ixodidae. The record is from RefSeq and is a predicted model, not a curated record.